Molecule: messenger RNA, 1140 nt
Organism: Acyrthosiphon pisum (pea aphid)
Lineage: Eukaryota; Metazoa; Arthropoda; Insecta; Hemiptera; Aphididae
Product: sentrin-specific protease 6-like
Exons: 7
Coding region: 1-1140 (379 amino acids)
Biological process (GO): protein desumoylation; proteolysis
Cellular component (GO): cytoplasm; nucleus
Molecular function (GO): SUMO-specific endopeptidase activity
Source: RefSeq, a predicted model, not a curated record
AUGCCUGUGAUACUGGACGAUAAAAUUGAUGGUAGAAAUUGUAUAAUCAGAAUAUAUGAUUAUAGAAUGUUUGAAAAAGGAAUGCUGAUGAAUGAUGCACUCAUUGAAUUUUAUUUGUCGUAUAUGCAUAGUAAAGUAAGUGAUGAGGACAAAGAUAAAGCGUAUAUAUUCAGUACACACUUUUAUAGCACUUUAACGAAUCUUGGUAAUAUGUCUGCAAUUGAUCCAUCUGUAUCUAGAGCUAAAAAUAGACAUGAUAAAGUAAAAAAAUGGACCAAAAACUUAGAUGUAUUCAAAAAAGACUUUAUUUUUGUACCAGUAAACAAAUAUAAACAUUGGUUUUUGGAGGUCAUAUGUUUUCCUUACCUAUCAGGUAAGGUUAACAUACAAAAUGGAAUACCAAGUAAUGAACCCGAUAAUGAUACUGGUCGAUAUAAAGUACCAAGAUUACCAAGAAUUCUGGACUCGAUGAAGCUGAUCCGAAUGCCUUGCAUUUUAAUAUUUGAUUCAUACUCCAGAGGUACACAGAGCGCAGUGGUCUCAGCAACGCUACGAGAAUGGUUACAACAUGAAUAUUGUAAUAAAUACAAUGGCCAACAAAAAGACUUAAAAUUUAUGAAAGUAUGUCCAGUCAAAGUACCUCAGCAACCUAAUAACACGGAUUGUGGUCUUUUUGUAAUGCAUUAUUUCGAAAUGUUUUAUUCUCGGCCAAUUAUUGAUUACACUUUUCCAAUCCAUCACUUGGAAAAUUGGUUCCAUACUGAUGAUGUGGUCAAGAAUGAGAAAAAAAGAAAAGAAGUUUACAAUAUUCUAAAGGAAAGAAUAGAAAAAAAUGGAUUACCUGAUGGCAUUGAAUUGCCAGUUCUACAUUUUAAUGACCACAUUGAAGAGUCUGGUGACAUUCGUAAUAUGAAUAAUUUGUUUGAAAAAGUUGACAAACAAGAAGAAAAAGAAGAAAAAGAUGAAUAUGAUGAAGAAGAAGAAGAACAACAACAACAAGAAAAAUACAAUGAUCAAAAGUAUACCUUUGAAUUAGACUUUGGCAAUGAAGAUAAUUGUUCUUCAUCGUCUACUUCUUCUGACAAUGUAGAAGAAGAAGAUUUUGACGAAAAAUUGAGGUAUAACAUUAGAAUUUGGUGA